GCGGCGGGCGGAGGAUGCUCAGGCUGGUGCCGGGUUGUCACGCACCAUGGUGCUGGUUUAUCGCUCCUGUUGUCAGCUAUAGGCUCCCUUAAGGACAGGCGGUACGGGCGGCGGGAUGCUCUGGCUUCCCCUGUCGCCGGUAAAGAGUACAAAACUGGGGCAAACAACUGAGGAUGUCAUCCUGUUUGGCUCAGGAGGUUCACCUUGCUAGAAGACAUGAGGAGAUACUGUCUCAGAGAUCAGAGCUGCUACAGCAGAUGGAGACUUAUCUAAGAGACAAAAAGACUAAAAAGACAUGGCAAACUCAAGCAGCUGAUGCAGCUCAUAAAAGGAAUGCAGCACUUUUAAAUGAUAUAGAAAUAGCAGAAAAAAAGCUGCAAGAAAGAAUGUAUUUGCUUCCACAUCCUGAUACUGUUAAGUUAGAAACUCUCUAUUGGGCAUCAAUAAAAGAAUCUCUUCCCAAAUGGGAAGAGUUUCUUUUAGGAAGAGCAGAAGUUCCUAUUGGCUUUAAGAAAAUGAAAGCUACAAAGCAGAGCAUAAACUACCCUCAAGAAGAUUCACGAAAAUAAACAUUUUAGUUUCAUUUUGUUUUGUAAUUUAUCAUUUAAGCAGAGGAGAUCAUCCAGAUAUCAACAGAAUAUCAUGCCAUUAAACUGAAAUGUAAAUAAUUUAAAUGAAAAUUAAUUAUAUGGGAUCAUUUCAUUCUAUUGUUGCAUUGUGUAUGAUUCCUUAUUUUUAUUCUGUACUAGAGAAGCAAUCCUCACAUGGGCUUUUAGGAUCAAGAAUGAGAAACAUUGGUGUAUAGAUUUCCACAAGGCAAUUGGGUUUUCAGUGUGACAAGAGUUUUAUGUUAUUUUUAAUCCUCUGCUUCUACAUAUAAGUGCGAUAAGUAAAGACAGAUUCUUGCAUUAUCUUUCUUCGCUUCAGUCAUCUGUGCUGCAUGCCUGCUCGUGGAUGAGGCAGAAAGGAAGAAUUUACUGUUAGCAGAGAAAGCAGACUGUGCAUCAGAGUAGCCUUGGUUUAGCACCAGGAACCUGUGCAGGAACCUUCACAAGAGCAGUUGCAGAAGGAACAAACUUGAAUUUCUGCAUCUUGUUUUCCCUGGCUUUUUUGUCAUUGCCACUUUGAUCACUCAUACACCUCACUCCAGGCAGCUUUUCCCAACCUCCUGCUGCCUACAUUGUAUUUGUUGUCUAACGAGUUGGCAAACAAAUCUCUAGGGCUUUUUGCUACUUCUAGGCUGCUCUUAAUUCUGUUUUUUUCUGUUGAUGUAAUCUACAAGUGAACUUUUUCUGAGGCAUGAAAAGUUUGAAAGAAGCGAACUGAGAGGUAACUGGCAGUGGCUUUCCAAGAACAAGGUGUAUACAAAAGUUGAAGUAAAUAUUUUCAUUUUCAGUCAUUGAACAGCUUCCCGGGUUCCUCCUACAGAGGUGCAGUAUCAGUGAGUUUUAAUUGUACUGAGCUAACUUGGUAUGAAAAAUUCACUGGUACAGAACUUCUAAAAGUGUGAGUUCAGUGGGAGAUCCUUUCUGGUGUGUGACAUGGCCUGCAGAAAGUUUGUUUCCUAAGCAAAAGAAGCCGAUAAAAUAUUAAUUUCUUUUAUUGUUAAGAACCUGGACUUGAGUUAAUAUACUGUUAAAAUUUAAUCUCUUGCAACAACACCAUUCUGCCCCCAGCCUGGAAGUAGUAGGGAAAGAAACGUACCUCUGCCAGUGUGUGAGGAUAUGAAAAUGUAAUGAUGGCAAAUAUUACUAAUCUACUAGUUAUCUGAGCUAUGCAUCUUCAUACUACAUAGAGAGAGACUCCACCAUUCAAAAAACAUUAUAUCCCUAUGCAUCAUGAAGAAUCACUGACACAAUAAAAUCAAAACUUUAGGUGCAAUAUUAAAUUGUGUAUUUUCCACAGUAAUAUUAGGAGUUCAUUUUAAACUUUUUCUAUUGAAGUGUCCAUUAAACUGAUAACUUUUUACAGAAACUGCCAUCUUAGAAUUAUCCUGUUGAGUGGGUGUUGGUGUUUGUAACAAUAACGUUGUUUUCAUAAUAUGUGAUGGCAGAUUAGCACGCUUCUCUGCAGUGUUGUUAACAGUUGUAAUUAAGGAAUAAACAGUAAAGGGUGUCAGUCCGAUGACAAUUUCAUCUAUAGUGUCACAAUACAAAAUGUCACAAAAUAUUAGAACUGUUAUAUAACUACAAAAAUAUCAAAUUAGGCUUUCAUCUUACAAGCUGAGAGCUUAAAAAAAACUUGGCAUAGAGACCAUUGCAAUUUUAUACCUACUCAGUGUUCUGUCACAAAGACAACUUGGUAAUAUUUUCUUCUGUAAACUCACAAUGUGAUUCUCAAUCUGAUUUAGUGGGAAUGCGUAUGGAUCUUACAGUUGUAAAGCUCACGUUUAAAAAGACAAUAACUGGAACCAUUUGAGCCCACAAGGAGGGAAAACCUGUUAUAGAUGAUGCUCGGAAUGAAGAGAUGGAUGAGCAGUUAGUUAGUAACAAAGAAUGGGACUCAUCCUGUUCUUUGCAUGCAAAGGGAAAUCACUUCAACAAAAAUCUGGGCCCCUAAGUACUUCAUACAUGCAAAUAAUCUGAGUCUUUAUCUCUUCUGACUCUGCCUAACUACUGGGACACAGUGCAAGUUCUCACUCUCCUUGCCCUGGUGCUUUCCCCUGGAAGGAGAUCUGGGUGUGUGGAUAUUGAGUGCAUGGCAGCUCCAUGGGUGAGAGUUUGGCAAUGUGCAUGACAGGCACCUGCAAGCAGGGUUAGAGUGGUUACCCUGCUGCAGUUAGGUGCUCACAUAGCAUGCCUGAGAGUAAAAUGAAAUUAUCUUCAAAGAAGGAAAUUAAUUUUAUUUCCUGCAGCUUAACUUUGGAAGCAAUAGGGCAACUAGUUCAAGGAAAACUAUGUAGGAACAUGUCCAGGAAAAAAAACUGAAUGAAGAGAACCAUUUAAAGCAGGAAUACAUGUAGGUGACUGUUCUCAGAGACAAGGACUUCAUGUUGGCCUGUGGUUUGAAAAAAAUAAAUGCAAUUGCCUAUGACUAUGAAAUAGCACAGUAAUAGGGGCAGGGGCAAGUGUCUGUUGAGUUGGGGCAUGCAGUGACAAGGGACCAUAAUUAUAUGCUGUCUCCUGUUCUACUUAGAUUUGUUGAAUUUAGUUUACCAUGGCUGGGCUAGCUUAAUACUUGCCUUUUUAUAGAUACAGAUUUGAGAAAGCAAAUGUUAAAUUUUGGUGUGCUUUAAAAGAAUUUAAGAACCCACCGAAGUGAUUUGUACUGAUAUGAUUUAAUAUUGGUCUCCUAUGAGAUCUUGAAUGGGUAUUCUUCACCAAGUCAAGACAGUCCCUUCAAACAUAUUGAUUCGAUGUAGUUAUACCCUAUCUUAUCCCAAACAUUUAUGUAUAUAUCAAAAAAUAUAAAAUAUAGAAAUUACAUCAUAUAUAUCUUCUGUAAUUUCCUACUCAUCGUAAUUUUUUUUCUCAAAAAAACAAACUCACCACACCCCCCCCAAAAAAAAAAAAAAAAAAAACAAAAAAACCCCACCAAACCCCAAAUAAACAUUAAAAAAAAAAAGUGGGGGGGAAAAAAACACACCCCCCAAACUUGUUACUGUGUAGUCUUGACUUGCUGCUUGCCCUUUUGUGUUACAAUAUAUGUAUACUAAGGUGCUGUGGUCCUAGGGGCCUGUUGCUUUCUGUGCUUUUCUGUUAGGUGGGGACAGCAAUUGAGUAAAGAGCAGUGAGAAAACCCAAAGGUUUUUUUCUUUGUAAGUUAAUAUUUUAGUAUCUUGCAAGAAGAAAUAAUUAAUCAUACUUUUCUAGGUUAAUGCACAGAUGAGUAACCCCAAUACUAACCCAGGAGCACAGCCUGUUUACCCAUCUUGUCACCUCUACCAUCACAUUCCCAAGCUUUUUACUUUCUCAGUUAUUCUGGCUGUGGGGGCAGGAGCAGAAGGCAAGGCAUGUUACUUUUUCCUAGCAUAAGAAAUUUCUUACUCUGCAGAAUCUUCCACAAGCCUAUUAAUUUAAUUUGAGAGUAUAUUUGAAAUAAUAAGUUGGUUUAGAUGCAUAUCUGACACUAUGGUAUCCUCUUGAUUGUGUUUAUUCAGGGUCAUGUUUUCAUAGAAGUUGGGAGCUAAUUUUUAGGCUGAGCUUAUAGUUCUUAAUUUCUGUCUUUUUCAUUCUCAUAGAGCAGGUUGGGGAUGUAGAUGCUCAGUUUGAGCUUGUUGGUACUGAAAAAUAAGAAAACCAAAUUUAAAAUGGAAUGUACUUUUAGAGGUUAUAUCUGAAAGAAAACAUUAUUUACUCCAUAAUGGUAAUUUUCAUAAUAUUUUAAUACUUGUGUUCAGAUACAACUUGACCUUAAAUAUCACCCCAAAUGCAAGCUGUUUUAACAUAUUUGUAAUGCUAAGGUCUUCAUUACUGUGAUAUUCUGUUUGCUCAAGGAUUAUAAUCCAUGGAUAUACUGUGUUAUAGUUGAAAUAAAGCUUUGCUCAGUGUUGCAUUCC
Messenger RNA from Haemorhous mexicanus (house finch), 4498 nucleotides. RefSeq names its product centrosomal protein 15 (gene CEP15). The record is from RefSeq and is a predicted model, not a curated record. The transcript is spliced from 5 exons. The coding region runs from base 174 to 569 and encodes 131 amino acids. NCBI's taxonomy places the organism in Eukaryota, Metazoa, Chordata, Aves, Passeriformes, Fringillidae.